Molecule: messenger RNA, 405 nt
Organism: Paramecium pentaurelia
Lineage: Eukaryota; Ciliophora; Oligohymenophorea; Peniculida; Parameciidae
Source: the annotation of a GenBank genome assembly
AUGAUAUCUGAAUACAAAAAAGGAUAACCUAAAAACCCAAAUUUCAUAAAUGAUUUGGUUAAUGAUGAUGUUUUGGAUUCAAGUCUUGACAAUCUAGGGAUAUGUCCUGAUGAUUAGAUUAGUUAUAACAUUGAUGAGAUCGAGGAUUAAGAUAUUUACAUUAUUAAUGAUCUAAAUUUAAAGAAUGAAAAUCCAUUAAAACUUAACAAGUAGAAGUAUCAAAAUCACAAUAAAAUAAAUGAUAUGGAAUCAGAUUGGCCAACGGAUUAAGGCAUUUAUGAUGAAUUAGAGGAAAAACAGUAAAAUUCAGAAACUGAAUAAUUUUGGAAAAUAAAAAAAACUAAAUAGGAUAAUUAUAGAGUAUUUCAAAAGAAAUCGAAAAAAAAAACUAAAUACUUCGAUUGA